Molecule: messenger RNA, 1119 nt
Organism: Camelina sativa (false flax)
Lineage: Eukaryota; Viridiplantae; Streptophyta; Magnoliopsida; Brassicales; Brassicaceae
Source: RefSeq, a predicted model, not a curated record
AGACCUUUAACCCUAAAAUCCCAAAUUACGAUCUUCUCGAUACAUCUUAUGUUCUCAUCUCUUCUGCCAUUGAAGCCGCGAAGAACCAACUUCAAGCUUUAGCUCAGCUUGUGUGGUUCUGAAUCUGAGAAGAGUGAAGUCAUUUCUCUUGAUGUGUUCUGGAAGUUGACUGCUCUCUCUGCUGCUUCUACGCUUGUGAUUUGAUUUGCUGUAUUCCAAGGCUGACUUGAGAAGAUGAACAAUGAUGAUAUGCUUAGAUGGAUGUUGGAAGAUGAUGAUGAUGAUGUUGAUGAUGUUGAGUUGUUAGAAAGGCUUAAUAAUGAGAGGUUGAUUCAUAGAACAGAUAGAGGAGGAGGAUGGCGUCAUGUUCAGCAACUAAUGCAUGGAUCAGACCAACAGUAUUAUGAUAUUCUGCGGAUGAAUCAAAGAACGUUUGAAGCAUUAUGCAGGAUGCUUACUACGAGAUAUGGUUUAGAAGAGAACAGAGAUAGAGGUUGCAAUGUUCACACUGAAGAAGCAGUUGCUAUUUUUCUUGAGAUGGUUGGUCAGGAUAAAACCGUGAGAGACAUUGCUGUAAGGUAUCAAAGAUCAUUGGAUACAGUGAAGAGGAAACUUGAUGAAGUCUUAAGCGUUAUUCUGAAGUUUGCAGCAGAUACAAUAAAACCGGUAGAAGGAGAAUUCACAAGGGUAAGCUCAGUUCUGAGAAAUGAUGAUCGAUAUUGGCCUUAUUUUAAGGAUUGCAUUGGAGCACUUGAUGGAACGCACAUCCCAGUUCGUCCUCCAAGUACAAAUGCAGAAGCUUACAGAGGAAGAAAAUUGGAACCAACUAUGAAUAUCCUUGCUAUAUGUAACUUCGAUAUGAAGUUCAUAUAUGCAUAUGUUGGAGUACCAGGUAGAGCACACGAUACAAAGGUCUUGACUUAUUGUGCGAAGAAUGAAGUUUCUUUUCCACAUCCGCCAAAUGGGAAGUAUUAUUUGGUUGACUCAGGAUAUCCCACAAGGACAGGGUAUCUUGGCCCACAUCGUAGUGUUAGAUAUCACCUUGAUCAGUUUACUAGAGGAGGACCACCACAAAACACGCGGGAGUUGUUUAACAGGAAACAUUCAGGACUACGAUCA